Messenger RNA from Dipodomys ordii (Ord's kangaroo rat), 2691 nucleotides. It is a transcript of the gene Gmpr, whose product is annotated as guanosine monophosphate reductase. Bases 91 to 1128 code for a protein of 345 amino acids. Gene Ontology annotation, molecular function: GMP reductase activity. The transcript has 9 exons. NCBI's taxonomy places the organism in Eukaryota, Metazoa, Chordata, Mammalia, Rodentia, Heteromyidae. The record is from RefSeq and is a predicted model, not a curated record. Gene Ontology annotation, cellular component: GMP reductase complex. Gene Ontology annotation, biological process: nucleotide metabolic process.
GCGGCUUCCCUGGCACCGAACCACGCACGCGCUCCGGCCGCCCCUGCCUCCUCUGCCGCAGGAAGGCGUCUUCCGAGCUCGGCCCGCGCCAUGCCCCGCAUAGAUGCAGACCUCAAGCUAGACUUCAAGGAUGUCCUGCUCCGACCUAAGCGGAGCAGCCUCAAGAGCCGCGCCGAGGUGGAUCUUGAGCGUACAUUUACCUUUCGCAACUCAAAACAGACCUACUCAGGAAUUCCUAUCAUCGUGGCCAACAUGGACACCGUGGGGACAUUUGAGAUGGCAGUUGUCAUGUCGCAGCAUUCUUUGUUUACGGCAGUCCAUAAACAUUACACCCUGGAUGACUGGAAGCAGUUUGCCACCAAUCACCCUGAGUGCCUGCAGCAUGUAGCUGUGAGCUCAGGAAGUGGGCAGAAUGAUCUGGAAAAGAUGAGCAGCAUCCUGGGUGCCAUCCCCCAGGUGAAGUUUAUUUGCCUGGAUGUGGCCAAUGGGUAUUCAGAACAUUUUGUGGAAUUUGUGAAACUGGUCCGGGCCAAGUUUCCUGAGCAUACCAUCAUGGCCGGGAAUGUGGUGACAGGAGAGAUGGUGGAAGAGCUCAUCUUGUCUGGAGCUGAUAUCAUCAAAGUGGGAGUCGGGCCAGGCUCAGUGUGCACCACCCGCACCAAGACUGGGGUGGGCUACCCCCAGCUGAGCGCCGUGAUCGAGUGCGCAGACUCUGCCCACGGCCUCAAGGGCCACAUCAUCUCUGACGGCGGCUGCACAUGUCCAGGAGAUGUCGCCAAAGCCUUUGGAGCUGGAGCAGACUUUGUCAUGCUGGGAGGGAUGUUCUCGGGCCACACGGAGUGUGCCGGGGAAGUGAUUGAGAGGAACGGCCAGAAGCUCAAGCUCUUCUACGGGAUGAGCUCAGACACGGCCAUGAAGAAACACGCGGGGGGAGUCGCUGAGUACAGAGCCUCUGAGGGCAAGACGGUGGAAGUGCCUUACAAAGGCGAUGUGGCCAACACAAUUCUGGACAUCCUCGGGGGACUGAGGUCAACCUGCACCUAUGUGGGGGCUGCCAAACUCAAAGAGCUCAGUAGGAGGGCAACCUUCAUCCGGGUAACCCAACAGCACAACACUGUAUUCAGUUAACUCGACGGAAGGAAGCCGCCUCACAUGCCGCUUUUUCCAUGCCCCUACUGGACUGUUCACCAGCCCUGUGGCUGCUGCUGCUGCUGAGUGGAGCUGGUGAAAUACUGCGUCCUCCCUCCCCCUCCUGCCACCUGGAGGCCAUGGGGCUCUUCUGGUGCCUUCUUGGGACCUAGAAGCCAGGGACUGAGGGGGCCAGCGGUCAGAGCUCCACUCUUCAAUCCAACUUUGUACCCUUUUUGUUUCCUGAUCUUUCCUUCCUUUUAUAGUGAAAUGGUUUCACUUUAUUGCUGUUGUCCUGAGAGUUGACUGCUAGGGCUUGUACCAGUUGCAUCGGGGUGCUGGGGUUUUUGCUGCUGUCUUGCCAGGUGUGUGGUACUGUUGGUGCAUGAUACACCCAGGAGGCCACUGAAGCUCAGAGCCACAGCAUUGGCACCCACUGCCUUCAGCUUUUCUGGGUCGGAAAAGACCAAGGGCAAUUGUUGGGACAGAGGAACAUGGAGAAUGGUUUUCUUGGCUGCUGCACCUAAGAUGGUUGUGGCUCUGGCUGACAUCUUCCUCAACCUUCAGGGCACCUACCUUUCUGGGCAAGUCAUCUACCACUGCUUGUUUGGAACUGCUGCUGGCAAGCUAGACCAGGCCUGUGGUUUUUCUUUUCCUCCUGCCCUUCUCUGACCCCACCCUGUCAGGCUGGCCCCUCUCAAAGAAUUUAUACAGUAGUGUGAAGUUGCGCAAGGUGUUGUAUCCAAAGGUUAUCUGUGAAGCAAUUAGCAGGUUGAGUCCUGCUGUAACCCAGCAAAUGCUCUGCCCAGUGGUAUCGUAAAAGGCAUCGGCUUCACACGUAAGAGCUGUUCCCUUGACAUGGUGAUGAAUACUUGCCAGGGAGGACCAUAUUGUUCUGUAGAAUGCUCCACUAAUUGGCUGGCGAUGGUGACUGGUCUUGGAGAAAGGAUCUGCGCCUGCGGCUGCUGUCCUACAGCUGCCCCUGAGGGCUGCUACUCAAGCAGAAGAGGCGAGGCCUGGAAAGUUCCCUUCCACUCAGGAAGUUUUACUUAAGGUACAGGAGUUCGUUUUUUGUUGUUUCUUUGAAUCAUUGCACAUAACCCCUCUGAGUGGAGCAGGGCAUGCAGAGCAGCUGAGUCAGGAUGAAUUCAUUGCCUGGGCAUCCAGUGACAGAUGUCACCCCGACCCUCCACGUUACCAUGUGGAGGAAAUACAGGUCCAUUUCUAGUCUGGCAGGAACACAUCUGCAAACCCAAGUUGUUUUCACUCCAAUGUAAUAUUCCUUUCCUUUUUCCCCUUCCCACCUACAACCAAUGGGGAAAUUGCUCUUGUCCCUUUAGAAAUAUGAAUGGCUGUGUUUUGGAUGUCUGUGUGAGUGAAGGGGUUGUUCUGUGUAGAGCAGGACAAUGGGGCCUUUCCUCUGCUUGGCUGUGCCAAGGGGUCAAGCAUUUCCUCUCCCUGUGGACGUUGUGUUCUACAAUCAAGUCCUGAAGCAUCUUAGUUCUUAUGAGACUCUAUUUAUAAAGUACAGGAGAGAAGUAAAGUUUAAAUCUAUUAAAAGUG